Messenger RNA from Pungitius pungitius (ninespine stickleback), 2320 nucleotides. RefSeq lists its product as uncharacterized. Bases 1191 to 2312 code for a protein of 373 amino acids. Lineage: Eukaryota; Metazoa; Chordata; Actinopteri; Perciformes; Gasterosteidae. The record is from RefSeq and is a predicted model, not a curated record. The transcript has 4 exons.
AGAAAUAAUAAAAGCUGAAAUUAUUUCUAAACAUUGCUGAAAGAAUAGAAAAAGCUGAAAUACAUUUAAAAAUUGCUGUGUUGUUCUAUGUUAACUUUUUGUAAAAUGGAUGUAUAAUCAGUUUAAUCAAUUCAAUCAGUUAUGACAAAUCCAUGUAAUCGUGCAGUCUGUGUUCAAUGUCCAAUCAAUACAUGUUUUGAUCCCUGAUUACUGAUUCAAUUUUCAAUCAAUAAAUGUUUGUCACAAUUCUCGACUUUUCUUUUAAAGUCUUCAAAAUCCCCGUGUAGCCUCGGAUAGUGCUAUUAUUUGAUUACUGUGUGGAUGUUAAAAAGCCUUUAAUUUUUGCCCACAAAUGAUAAUUUACUCCUCGCGUGUUUCAGCAUUAACUCUGAUCAUUUGUAGCCGGCAUCGUGUGACGUCUGCCUUUGUUAGAGCGCUCUGUUUAGGACAGUUCUAAUCAGUCUGUCGCUUCCACUCUGCCGCAACUCUCCCCAUAGCAACCAGAGCCCCGCACACACAAGCAGCCGCUACGUCACACAUAAACAAAUGACUCUGUAUCCAGUCAGCUGACGCUACCGGCAGCUAGCUUUCGUCGGCUAGCGCUACUAUCGCGCUAGCUUUGCGGUGGCUGACAAGUUAUGUCAGCAAGCGCAAACAAGUUGUACGAAGCUACUGCUGCUCUUGUAUUUAGCCAGCUAGCCUACGUGGAUAACCGUCACUCUGUCUGUCUGUCUGUCUGUCUGUCUGUCUGUCUGUCUGUCACUAUUAGCUACGGAAAUGGACGAGGGUCUCUGUUAGCUGUCCCUUUCCCGAGUACUGAAAGCAGCGCUUUACGCAGUGGCUGUUUAGCACAACAAUGUCAAAUAUAUACCUGUGUAUGAACAUCUAUCUAUCUAUCUAUCUAUAUCUAUCUAUAUAGAUAUAGAUAUAGAUAAAUGCACACGUGUUAUCUAUCUAUCGAUUAUUAUCUAUCUGAUGGAUACAACUCUGUGUAUCCGGAACAUAUAUAUGUACAUAACAUCCGACUAUUUUUAUAAUAAAUGAUAACACCAAAUAUGAAAUGAUAAUCGUGUCCAUAAAUAUUCAAAAUAAUAAUUACUGAACUAUAAAAGAGAGCAAAGAGAACAAAAACUUUGUUUCAUGAGCACAAAACUCGCAAACGAGUUUUCCUGGACGAAGGGCUCGCGGACAUGACGAGGCGGCGCGUGGACCUUCUAGAACAUUGUCGGAGCCGCAGCGGCGCGAAAAAUCCACUGCUGUCCAUCCUGAACCGAGAAAGAAUGGCGUUAAGAAAAGUUCUUUCGUCGAAGCCCCAAACCCCUUACUUUAAGCCCCCGGCAAUACACAUUUGUGUGGUUGCACUGAAGGACCAGCAUAGGGUCACGAGGUGGGACUUCCAGGACGGCAGAGCGGUGGCGGCCGUCACAAAAGCUAAUGCCGUCAUGGCCAUCAGCGACGGGCACUCCGUGGCCAAAGUGACCCUGUAUGAAGACCUGAAGGCCCAAGUUCAAGAGGGUGCUUCCUACGUGGUUCGUGGCUAUAACCUGAGGGGCAAUUCCCCUCCAUAUGCCUUUAAUGUCUCAAGGGAGACAGAAUUCUUUCGAAGCAGCGCCCUCGUCAUCGACGAGAAAUUACAAAACGAGGCCUUGAGGCUGAUCAAUCCUCGCUCGCCCCUGACCCCCCUCAGCACCUGCAGGGAAUCUGCUGGUCUGGUCACGGUGGAAGGGGAGGUGGUCGAGGUAAGUAACUUUCCGUUUAACGGGACUGCGAUAUAUAUAGCCAAUGUAGGUUGUUGCUGUAAAAUUAAGAGUGUAAGUCCGCCGGACUGCAGCUAUGAGAACAUUAACACCCAAAUCCACUGUGUUCAGGUGUCUGAGCUGAAGGAGGUGGUGGUGGCGAGGGACCGCGUGCCACUGCAAAACAUCACGUUGAAGCAGGGGGAAACAAAGGUGCCCGUGUCCCUCUGGAGGGAAACCGCCCUCCACUGCUGUGAGAUCGGGAACGUCCUGAGAGUGUCCCACCUGAGAGGGUCGGAGUCCAAUUAUGGAUUCCGGCUCCAAACAACGGUGGAGUCAGCAAUUGAGGCGGUCAGUUCCACGGCAGCGGAGGAGGUUGGAGUUUACGGGGCAACACCGGCACGCGGGGCUCCCGGAAGCCUAAAAGUGCUCCUGGAGGACGACAGGACGCUGUUCAUCGAGGAGAGCAAGUGGCUGCCAAUAGCUGCCAUAAUGGAAGCGCCACCCUUACCGGUCAAAAUAACCGUUAAAGGCAACACCAUUGUCGCCAUUGAAGCCAUGCGGAAGGAGGAGUAGCUGUUUGA